This is a messenger RNA of Brassica napus (rape), 1955 nucleotides long. Its product is annotated as F-box protein At3g60790-like. Gene Ontology annotation, molecular function: protein binding. Lineage: Eukaryota; Viridiplantae; Streptophyta; Magnoliopsida; Brassicales; Brassicaceae. The record is from RefSeq and is a predicted model, not a curated record. Bases 36 to 1436 code for a protein of 466 amino acids. The transcript is spliced from 4 exons.
CUUUACUUUCUUUCAUCUUCUUUGAUCCAAUAGCCAUGACGACAUGCUCAUCAUCAUCAUCAUCAUCAUCAUCGUCACCUAGAAAGCUCCAAUAUCCUAUCGAUGACAAUGAUUGGAUCAGCAAACUCCCAGACGAGUUAUUGCAAUUGAUUCUCUCAAAAUUGUCCACCGAAGAAGCUGUAAGAACAAGUCUUUUAUCGUCACGAUGGGAGGAUGUGUGGAAAUGGAGGUCUCAUCUCGUCCUCGACAUGAACAAGGUCUUGGAAACAACCCCCAAUGAAGAUUUGCACCGAGUUUCUGUUGAGUUGGCUAGGUCAAUGACCAAGGCUAUAAAUAAUUACCAUGGACACCUAGAAAGAUGCAUUAUUCAGCAUUAUGUAUCCCAAUGUAAGGAUGGUACGCUCCAAAGUUGGAUCCACUCAGUGACUCGUUUGGAACACACAAAAGAUCUCACACUUGUAAACUACAUCCCUGCUACAAGGCGUUGCACAAGAGCUAGUUUGCUCAGCUUGCUCCCAGAUACAUUUUCACAUCAUAGCCUCACUUCACUAUCACUUUGUGGAUACACCCUAAUAGGUCCACGUGCCUUCAGCAAUUGCAAGAAUCUUAAGACCCUCAAGCUUAUAAACGUUGUCAUCUCACAAGCUAGUGUCCUUAGUGGAGUUUUAGCAGCUUGCUCCUCCCUCGAGGUGGUUGUGUUGAAAGUCAAUUUCCUAACCCCACGUGGUGUGUUGAAGAUUGAGAACAACAACUUGAAGUUCUUGCAAUUGUCUUUCCUUUACGAGAUUGAUAGGAUGGAAGUGUAUGCAACUUGUCUAGAUGUUCUAGACAUCAGGUGUAUCAAAGUUAAGAGAGACAACUUCAUCCUCGUUGCUCCCAAUAUCCAGGUUAACACAAAUGCUUGGUUGGAUGAUCACGGCUGUAUGGAUUGUCCUCACCUCUACUAUCAUGUAUCAUCAUAUCUCGCUCAGGAGGAAAAAAACAUUUGGCAUGAGCUUUUGGUGAGUGACUUUCAUGAUAUGAGACGGUCUGGGUGUUUAUCAGUGAGUGUAGAUUUAACUGAUCCGGAAGAAGUGGAGAUACCGAAGGAAGUUUUGCUUAUGUGGACCGAUCUUUUGAUGGAGUUUGAGAUCUUGUUCAAGAACAAGAAAUCUCCUAUAGAAGAAGGUGAAUGUUCUACUAACGACAGAACACAUGCAAAACCGUUCCUUAACGGUGAUUUAUGGUUUUAUAAUGUGUGGUUGUAUAAUUUUGAUGGUUCGAAUGAUGAAGAGUUUGCGUUUGCUUCACAUUUGUUGAUGCAAGAGACAGUGAUAAUUAAGAUGAUGAUCGAGACUUCUUCGUUUCCUCCGACGAAGAAGUUGAAUGCAGAAGCAGCUGUGGCCAAGUUGAUGGAACUUCCUAAACGUUACAAACAUUUUAUUGAAUGCUUCUGAUGAAACUUUGGUUCCAUUAAUAGUAUAAACUGUUUACUAGCCUUUUCUUUAUUUUAUCUGUGGAUAAUGUUGUUUUCGUACUUAUUUUGUGUUCUACCAUUUGAGAAUUUAUGACUAAAACAAAUAGAUUUGAGAUUUAAAUUGUCUUAAUCUUGAUUUAGUUUGAGUUAUGGAUCUAACUCAUACAUAACUCAAAAAUGUCAUCAAUCAUGCAUUAAAUUUAGUUUUUAUUUUAUUUUAAAUUUGAAUUAUCAUGUAUUAUGGUUGAGUCACAAUUUUGAGUUACACCUUUUGUAAAAUUGUUAAAUCAAAACUUAAUGCAACAUCAUGACUAAUCCCAUGUUUUAGAAUUGAGGUACAGUUAUAGUUAAAGUUUCUGUCUAAAGUACAAGUGAAAAUAAUAAAUUCAAAACACACACCACGUACAGAAAAGCUUUAUGUUAUACGUUUUGGAUUUUUUGUUCGUAAAUAAAUAUUAUUUAUAUUUCCAAAACCACCAUAGCAAUAUCUUAUUCUUUU